Penicillium crustosum is the source of this 600-nucleotide messenger RNA. Its product is annotated as mariner-Tc1 transposon family protein. Gene Ontology annotation, molecular function: nucleic acid binding. Bases 1 to 600 code for a protein of 199 amino acids. Lineage: Eukaryota; Fungi; Ascomycota; Eurotiomycetes; Eurotiales; Aspergillaceae. The transcript has 2 exons. The record is from RefSeq and is a predicted model, not a curated record.
AUGGAUGGCUCCGAUAAAGUGCCUCUCUGGUUUAUUGGACAAGCUCAGAAACCUCACGCCAUCCGUCGUACCAAUAUCAAUAUCCAGAACCUCGGGGUUUAUUGGCGUGCUAAUAAGAAGGCCUGGAUGGUGAGCUCAAUUAUGGAAGAAUGGCUUCGGUGGUUUGAUCUUCGGAUGGCUGGCCGAUUAUCACUUCGUGGUGCUGAGAUUCCUAUACAAGCCGAGGAUACUACGAUCUUAGAUAUUGAGGCUGGUUUACAAAGGCUCUCAUUUAUCUCUGCUAUCGAGAACCCUAUGGAUAUUCAGCACUUUCUUAAUCCUGAAGAGGAGAUUGUUACCGAUAGCUCCGAGUCUAUUGACCUACAAAUCCUCGCUCAAUUCCAGGCGCCUGAUGAUGAAGAGGAAGAAGAGGAUCCUGAGGUUAUGCCUAAAGUGUCAUCGGCUAGUGCACUUGAAGCCGUGCAACUGCUACAGCUCUAUCAGGAGCAACAGGAGGAGGGUGAUAUUAAGCUAAUUCAUACUCUGAAUAAGCUUAGGAUGGAGAUCCAGGGGGGGCAUCGCCCAGAAUCGCCAGCAGGGAGACAUUCGUUCAUAUUUUAG